Molecule: messenger RNA, 4117 nt
Organism: Mercenaria mercenaria
Lineage: Eukaryota; Metazoa; Mollusca; Bivalvia; Venerida; Veneridae
Product: protein Wnt-5a-like
Exons: 5
Coding region: 662-1777 (371 amino acids)
Biological process (GO): cell fate commitment; multicellular organism development; canonical Wnt signaling pathway
Cellular component (GO): extracellular region
Molecular function (GO): frizzled binding; cytokine activity
Source: RefSeq, a predicted model, not a curated record
UCUUUUUUGUAAUGAAUAGAUUUAAUUUUUGCACAUCCAGUUUUUGGUUUGAUAUUUUUAGAUUUUCCAUUCUCUCUUUAGUGUUAGCUUUUUAAACUUUAAACUUUGGGUAUAGCGGAAUACAGAAGAUAUCCUCGUUUGUCGUCUGCUUAUAAUUAUUCAAUCAAUUUUCGUAUUUACAUUAACUUUUAUGAAUGAAAAGAGUAGAAAUCUGUUUUAGAAUUUAUUUUUUUGUCACGUGUGUCUCUAACAUAUUACAGUGGGGAUAUAUUAAUAGAAGAGUGAAAGGAAAGUGAACAUUCAGGUGAUAGUGCUUCAACAGCUAAUGAUACAAUUGUGGCGAAAUAAAACGCACAGUCGAUUGAAGUUAAACUCCUACGAAAAUCAUUACAUGUGAAGAGUAUUCAGUGAUAGUGAAAUAAUUUGGAUUGAUAUAAUUUUGUGAACCAAAGUAAUCCUACAGAUAUAGCUUCUAGACAGAGAGAGAGAGAGAGCAGUCGAAGGAACGUGUAAUUUGGAGAUUUUUUGCGACAAAACGCUUACAUUCAUUCUGUUUUUAUACAGAUAAAGAUAAGAAGCUUUUAAAAGAUAUAUAUAUAUAGGUAGAUAGAUAUACAUAAGUGAAAGUGAAUUUAAUUGGAUUUAAUAGUGAUAUGCUAGAAUGGCGACAGUGACUUCAUGGUGGAAUUUAUUGAUAAAAUUGACUAUAUUUUGGAUACAUACGCGUGCUGCUUGUGCCUUCAAUGAAAUAUGGUGGAAUUUAGGUAUGUCGGGUGCUGGACUAGAUGUUUUACAAAAUCCAAAUCUAUAUAUUGUGGGAACCAAAUCAAUGUGUAUUCAACUCAAGGGACUGUCAUUGGGGCAACAAAAACUAUGUAGUCUAUAUCAUGACCACAUGCGAAGUAUUGGCGGCGGAGCACAAAUGGGUAUUAAAGAGUGCCAGUACCAGUUUAGAUUCCGUCGAUGGAACUGUACAACGAUACAGGGAGAUUCGUCUGUUUUUGGUCCCGUUUUACAAAUAGCAAGCCGAGAGGCUGCUUUUACGCACGCAAUAUCAGCGGCCGGGGUAGUCCACGCUAUCAGCCGGUCGUGCCGGGAGGGAGAGUUAGCAAGCUGCGGUUGCAGCAGGGCCAUGAGGCCCAAAGACUUAAACAGAGACUUUAUAUGGGGUGGAUGUGGAGAUAAUAUUGAAUACGGGUAUAGAUUUGCAAAAGCGUUUGUCGAUGUAAGAGAAAGAGAAAAGAAUCAUCCGAGACAUUCGAACUCCUUAUCACGCAUGCUGAUGAAUUUACACAAUAACGAAGCUGGUAGAAGAGCUGUUUACAACUAUGCAAAGGUAUCAUGCAAGUGUCAUGGUGUUUCUGGAUCCUGCAGCUUGAAGACAUGCUGGCAGCAGCUGCCCACAUUCAGAGAAAUUGGAGAAAGACUAAAGGAACGGUAUGACGGCGGCGUCGAGGUCAAAUUUAACAAACGAGGAACAAAACUAAAAAGAAAACAUAAGAAAUAUAAUAAACCAUCUAAGGAAGACUUGAUCUAUUUACAACAAUCACCAGACUAUUGUCAGGCAAAUAAAGAAACAGGGUCCCUUGGAACAAGAGGGAGAGAGUGUAACAAAGGGUCAGAUGGAAUGGACGGAUGUAAUUUGAUGUGCUGUGGGCGGGGUUAUAACACAUUCAAAAAGACGCUUGUAGAGCGAUGUAACUGUAAAUUUGUAUGGUGUUGUCAUGUGAAAUGUAAAACUUGUGAAAGUGUAAAAGAUAUACAUGUGUGUAAGUGAUCAAAUUGUGGAUUAACAUGUACAGAAUGAAAGUAUCACGCGCAUUGAGAAUGUUAUGGCCAGGCUGAAUGUCACAUUAUGGAACUGGAAAUGAACGUGUGAAGUAACAUUUACCAGUGUGACAUUUACAAGACAUGAUGACCUCCGAGAAGUUGGAAUGUUACAUACUGAUCAUAACAUACAUGUUUAGACUGGGUAAUUCAGGAACGGAGAAGAGCGAGAUUUGUUGUUUUUUUUUUAUUUAUGCAAUGUGAUUAUAUUUAUGCAACGUCUGGAAGCGUGAUUGGUUUGCAAUGUGAUUUCCAUGUAAACAGUGUAAAACAUGAGACCAUAUGGCCAGUUUUUAUUUCACAUUUGUGCAAUACGUCGUUACGUGUGGCGGGGGGUUUCAUCCGUCUACAAGGGCUGUUCUAACUGAGUAAAAGAGUCGUCCUUAUAUCGAAACAAUCCGUUCCUAUUAAAUGCAGGGACUGUUUGUUCAAUCACUCACAAACCGUUCUUUUCUGCAAGAGGGUGCAGUCCUACGGAAUGCAGGGACUUUUCUUCAGCUGCUUGGAAUCUCUUAGAAAACAGGAUCCGCUCCAACAGAUUGGAGAUGUUGUUUUAAAUAUUCUCUCAGAACUGUUCAUUUAGAAAACUGGAUCAAGGAGGACACCUCGUUUCCUUUUUCCAUCAUUUCGACGUGUAGAGUAGGCAGAAGAAGCAGACGGCCAAAUCCAAAAGCAGCAAACAUAGAGAUUAAUGCACCCAAUACAAAGAGGACGAGUAGUGCAUUGUGCCCUCCGAGUAAAAUGAAUAUGAACUCGUGUGUUGUACAACAGUUAAUACACGACAGAUCUGAUUAUAUUAUACUUAAAGUUUAUAUUCAUAUGAUAUUUAUGUCUCAGAAUUUUGUUUUAUCUGAAUGUAAAUAGUGCUGUAAAAAGUGUAUAUAUUGUGAAAAGUUUACAAUUAUUAUCGUUGUUGUUAUCAGUACGUGUAUGUUCAGAUAUUUUCGUGUUCAAUUACAAAAUCAUAUUUUAAACAGGGUCAACUGAUUAGAAACGUGUAAAGUAAAAGUAGUUAUACCGCUUUUCAUUACAGUUUCUCAUCUGUUAAAUUAUUUGCAUCAUGCAUGUGUUUGAUUUUAUUUUUUCAAACAAAUCAGGACUUUUGUGAGAAAUUAAACUUCAUAAAGGUUAGUGAAAUCAAUGGUUUUACAAUUCAAAGCUUAGUUAUCACAAAGUUCUGUUAUAAUUUAUUUUAACUUCAAAGGGGUAUUUAGUUGCAUGGGAAAUAUACAUAUUUCAAAUCGGCAAUAAUUUGAAUAAUCCACUGACUUUAUCAUGAUAUGGUUUUAUCUGAACUAUGACGGCUUUAAUUAAACAAAUUUUCAACUAUUGGAAAAAACUUAAUCACAAAAACGUAUGAUAUAAUGAAUGUACUCAUCACCUUUGACAAAAAAUAUUAAUACUCAGUAUGUGAUAAAUAUAAAAUUACAGAAAAGACAGAAAGAAGACGUAGUAUAUAUUCUGUUUGGGCAGAGAAAACUGAAAAGCUCGCUGAUAAUACCGGUUUAUACAAAUUUUAGACUUCGGGCUCUCCGGCAAAACGUAGAUGUUUUUUUUUUUUCCGACAAAAUAGAGAGUUUAAUGUACACAUUUAUUUAUAUUUAUUGCGUCCUCCAUUAUUUUCAUUAAUGUUUCAUACUCUAGAAAUAUCAUGGGUUAUUUAUUUCAUUAGGAAAGAUAUAUGUAGCUCAAUGUUACGUUGUUGCUUUAUUUUAUACAAUGUAAUGAUAAUUGAUCUGGAAAAAAUGUUGAAAAAAUGUAUGAGCCGCGCCAUGGGAAAAACUAACAUAGUGGCUUUGCGACCAGCAUGGAUCCAGACCAGCCUGCGCAUCCAUGCUGUUCGCUGUCAAAGUCUACUGAAAUUAGAGAAACCGUUAACGAACAGCAUGGAUCCUGACCAGACUGCGCGGAUGCGCAGGCUGGUCUGGAUCCAUGCUGGUCGCAAACGCACUAUGUUGGUUUUCUCAUGGCGCGGCUCAUAUAGUAAUACAAAUCCAAAUUUUUCGGUUUCGAUGGCAAUAAAGCAACAACUAUUAUUAUACGGAUAUUUGAGUGAAGCAGUUUCUGUACUUGGACGAACAGGGUUUCCUCAAAGAUCAAAACAUUUCUUUUGAAAAUAGUAACAUUUGUAAAGAUUCACAUAUCAUUUUAUCAUUUGUUACAGUGUCAAAUGUUGUUAUUUUGUUCUGGUGAUAAAUUUAUUUCUAUUUCUAAUUUUGUUUAUAAAAAUAUUUGACCCAUGAAUACUUACAUUGCACUUUCAUAAAAAAUAAAAAAAGUAACAUGUAAA